Messenger RNA from Micromonas commoda, 879 nucleotides. Its product is annotated as Peptide-methionine--S-oxide reductase. NCBI's taxonomy places the organism in Eukaryota, Viridiplantae, Chlorophyta, Mamiellophyceae, Mamiellales, Mamiellaceae. The transcript has a single exon. The record is from RefSeq and is a predicted model, not a curated record. Gene Ontology annotation, molecular function: peptide-methionine (S)-S-oxide reductase activity. The coding region runs from base 1 to 879 and encodes 292 amino acids.
AUGGCCGCCCCGUCGCUCGUCGUCUCCAACCUCGGGGCUCGCGCCAACCCCCGCGUCGCGCGUCGCGCUUCCUCCCGCGCGCGCCGCGUCGCCCCGCCGCGAGCGUCCGGCGGGGAGCGUCGUCGUACGAUCGAGGAGGGCGACGCGAGCGAGGCGAGCGUGGGUGCCGCAGGGCGCGCGUCGUCGCUUCCUCUCGGCCUCACCCGCCGUAACCUCAUCGACGCCGCGUUCGUCGCCGUCUCCAUCCCGCUGUGGAAGGACAUCGCGCACGACCUCGGAUACCUCCAGGGCCCCGAGGACGCCCCGGCCGACCUGCCCGUCCCGCCCCCCGGGUCCGGCUACGUCACCGCCACAUUCUCUGGAGGAUGUUUCUGGUGCAUGGAGCGCCCGUUCGACGAGCUCGACGGCGUCAUCGCCACGACAUCCGGGUACACCGGCGGCGUCGUGGACAACCCGACGUAUCACCAGGUGGGCGCCGGACGCACGGGCCACAGGGAGAGCGUGCAGAUCCUCUACGACCCCAAACGCGUGAGCUACGAGCAACUGCUCCAAACGUUUUGGCGCCAGAUUGAUCCCACCAGGGAUGACGGGAUGUUCCUCGACUCGGGGUUUCAGUACACGAGCGCGAUAUACGUCGCCGACGAGUCGCAGCGUUUGGCCGCGGAGGGAAGCGUGAGGGCGUUGACGGAGGCUGGGCGGUUCCCGGGUCCGAUCAAGACGGCGAUCGAACCCGCGCGCACGUUUUGGCCGGCGGAAAAGUAUCAUCAGGAUUAUUACCGGCGCAACGCCGCCAGGUACGGGUUCUACCGGUUCCUGAGCGGGCGGGACGAGUUCGUGCGAGGGGUGUGGGGCACGGACGGGGGCGCGCACGGGCGCUAG